Xenopus laevis (African clawed frog) is the source of this 1486-nucleotide messenger RNA. RefSeq names its product cyclin B2 L homeolog (gene ccnb2.L). The coding region runs from base 138 to 1313 and encodes 391 amino acids. The transcript is spliced from 9 exons. Gene Ontology annotation, biological process: mitotic cell cycle phase transition. The record is from RefSeq and is a predicted model, not a curated record. NCBI's taxonomy places the organism in Eukaryota, Metazoa, Chordata, Amphibia, Anura, Pipidae. Gene Ontology annotation, molecular function: cyclin-dependent protein serine/threonine kinase regulator activity.
GCAAGCGAUAUUUAAAAUUCUGCUAACACAGCGUUGGUUAUAGUUGUUGCGGAGUGUUCGUGAUCCUGGGCCUUGGCGGGUUUAGGUGUCUUGUCUUUAGAUUUUAUCAGUCGGUUUUAAACGUUCUUUUCCCGCAGAUGGCUACUCGUCGGGCUGCAAUUCCCCGUGAAGCAGAUAAUAUCCUUGGGGGCGCAAUGCGGUCCAAAGUUCAAAUCCAUGGCAAAAGAGCUGCUUUGGGUGAAAUUGGCAACAAAGUGACCGUGCGAGGAAAACCACAUGCAGUCAAGCCUUCCAAUGUUGUGGCAAAGCCGUCAAAGACUGUGGCAACUAAAGUUGCAAAUGUUAAGCCAAAGCCUGUACUUGUGAAACCAACAGUAGCUGAAGCUCACACCAAAGUGCCUUCCCCUGUGCCAAUGGAUGUGUCUAUGAAAGAGGAAGAGCUGUGCCAGGCAUUCUCCGAUGCUUUGACCAGUGUUGAAGACAUUGAUGCAGAUGAUGGUGGCAACCCUCAAUUGUGCAGUGACUAUGUGAUGGACAUCUAUAACUACCUAAAGCAACUGGAAGUCCAACAGUCUGUACGCCAAUGCUUUCUGGAGGGAAAAGAGAUUAAUGAGCGUAUGAGGGCUAUCCUAGUUGACUGGCUUGUUCAAGUGCAUUCUAGGUUUCAGCUUCUUCAGGAGACUUUGUACAUGGGUGUUGCCAUCAUGGAUCGCUUCUUGCAAGUUCAGCCAGUCUCCCGCAGCAAGCUUCAGUUGGUUGGUGUUACUUCCCUAUUAGUUGCUUCCAAAUAUGAAGAGAUGUACACCCCAGAGGUUGCAGACUUUGUUUAUAUCACCGAUAAUGCCUACACUGCAUCUCAGAUCAGAGAAAUGGAAAUGAUUAUCCUUAGAGUCCUCAACUUUGACCUUGGACGUCCAUUACCUCUCCACUUCCUGAGACGGGCUUCAAAAUCUUGCAGUGCUGAUGCAGAGCAACAUACUCUUGCAAAAUAUUUGAUGGAGCUUACACUCGUAGACUAUGAAAUGGUACACUUCAAUCCUUCAGAAAUUGCAGCUGCUGCACUCUGCUUAUCCCAAAAAAUUCUUGGCCAGGGAAGCUGGGGUGCUACUCAACACUAUUACACAGGCUACACAGAAGGGGACUUGCAACUGGUCAUGAAGCAUAUGGCCAAGAACAUAACCAAAGUCAAUCAGAAUCUAACUAAGCAUGUGGCUGUGCGAAACAAGUAUGCAAGCAGUAAACUGAUGAAGAUCAGCACCCUUCCUCAGCUGAUGGCUCCUCUUGUCACAGACCUUGCUGCAAGUCUCUCUUAGAACUUUUAAGUGACCCUUUCAAGGAGAACCACUAAUUGCACUUUUAAACGCUGCCACUGGCAAAUGCUGCUGUUUCUGUAAAUAUGUUUAAACUGUUUUUUAUUGACUCAUUUGUGAACUUUUGAGUACAUCAAUGCUGUAAUGUCUUCAAAUAAACUUCACAUUUUUAUUUA